CUGGAAAGAUGUCUCGCGUUGAUCUCAAAAAGCCUUCUUUAUGUACUAGCGAACCGUUAGCUAAGGAGACUCUUUGCCAUGCUCUGUCAGUAUUUGAUAAAAUGGUGAGGUCCUGCUAUGGCCCCACAGGGAGGCUUAAGCAACUGCACAACGGUGUGGGUGGAUAUGUGCGCACAACGUCUCAGUCUUCAGCUUUGCUCGGUGGCCUUUCAGUCACUCAUCCGGUGUUAAAGCUUCUGACAGCCUCUGUGCAGAACCAUCUCGCACGCUUCAGCGACUGUGGCUUGUUUAUGGCCAUCUUUUGCUGCAGCCUGCUUGAAAAAUGUCAAGGCCUUAACGUCGCCCCUUGCACUUUCAUUAGAAUCAGCCAACGCCUUUUGAGCCUGUGCAUUGACUAUCUUGCAUCUGAAACAUGUGGUUGUAGAAUGCAGGUGGAUUUUAGCAGUUCCAAGAUCCCCCUGGAUCUGGUCCAUAGUAUAAUAACUAGCAAACCUGCUGGCAGGCUUAGCAGAAUGGAAGCCAAUCACAUCAGCAUUUUGAUUUUAGAGGCCUUUCUAUUUACAAUUCCACAAAACAUCGAUACUCAAAUGACUCUGGGAAAGUGUCUUUAUAUCCCUGUAAAGAACAAACAGGUUUUGGAUUCUGCUGUAUAUCCUGGACUUCUGAUAGAAGUGCCAGAAAUGGUCCUGAGAAAUACACCUCCAAUCAAAAGAGAUACUUCAGGCAUGAUCAAGAUGGUGCUUUUCAGUAUGUCUCUGUCUGGAGACCUGUCUGAGAAUGGAGAAGGAGUCAUUGUCAUCCCACAAGGAGUUUAUUUAGAAGCAGCAGUCUUAGCUCAGUUGCUUAAUGUAGGCAAGCAAAUAGUAAAGGUUGGUGUUGGUGUUUUUGUGUGUCAGAAAGUCAUCCAUCCGGCAUUACAACAAUACCUGAAGGAGAACCACGUUGUGGCAAUAGAAAGAGCUGGACUGUCGUUGAUGGAGCCCCUGAAAGAAAUGACAGGUGCUCAGCCGAUACCUUCUCUACAGUUCCUGUCUCCUGCUUGCUGUGGCUAUCUGAAGGAUUUGCAAACUCUGUCUAUUGCUUCAAAAUGGUUCUUUCAUCUGAUUCCUAACGACCCAGUUGUCUGCAGUUUGAUGCUGUGUAAUAGGAAUGAAACAGCAUGGGAUGAAUUGAAGUUUGCCUGUCAAACAGCAGAACAUGUUUUGCAGUUAACCCUCCGUGAUCCCUGGGUAUUGCUAGGUGGCGGCUGUACAGAAAUGCAUUUGUCCUCAUACAUCAGGCACAUGACCUCUACUGUGGAAAGAAGUACCUUGGAAGAUCUGUCCUGUUCUCAGGCAGAGUUCAGGAUGGUGGCCAAUGCCUUUUGCUCUUCACUAGAGUCUGUAGCUUGCUGCUUAGACCAUGAUGGAGGAAACAUUCUCACUGAUACAAAGUGGAGUCAUUUUUGGUCUGUUCCGCCUGAUGUUCCCAACAGCUCUGACUGGUCAGACCUAAUUUGGAAGUGUGGAUGUGGUCUUUGCGAUAAAGAGGAAGACCUCCAUUGGAGGAUGCUCCAGUCCUGUGCCAGUCCUUUCCUCCCACAAAGUUGUAUUCAUGAGUCUUCUGUAACCUCCAUUGACAAUCUGAUUCUUGAUUGUUUUUCUGCAAAAAGGAAUGCCCUGCAGGUUGCAGUGGAGACAGCCAGUCUGCUGCUAGAUCUCUCAUAUAUUAUUGAAGAUCAGAAUUAGCAGUGUUUGCAUAUCCUAGUGGUGUUCUCCAUGUGCAGUGACCUUCUCAGGCACAACAUCCAACCACAUCUCCCUGCAUCCCCAAAGAAUAGUUUAACGAAGGUUGUGAAGCACCUCUCCCUCCAAAAAAAAGCAUGGAAUAUUUUAUAAGGAGCUAUAGGUGGAAAGGUAAGUUCUGUUCCUCUCUACUUCUUUCAUGUGGAAACUUGCCUGUUGGCAUGCCCAAAAAGAUGGCAUCUUGUAAAGACAUGACAUAAUUCAAAAUAUGUAUGUUGAGCAUCCCUUAUUCAAAAUUCUUGGAAGUAGAAAAGUCCCAUUUUUUUCAGAUUUUGGAAUACUGGGAUAUACACACAUACAUA
Messenger RNA from Anolis sagrei ordinatus, 2086 nucleotides. RefSeq names its product MKKS centrosomal shuttling protein (gene MKKS). Gene Ontology annotation, biological process: protein folding; intracellular transport; chaperone-mediated protein complex assembly. Gene Ontology annotation, molecular function: ATP binding. Lineage: Eukaryota; Metazoa; Chordata; Lepidosauria; Squamata; Anolidae. Gene Ontology annotation, cellular component: nucleus; cytoplasm; kinociliary basal body. The record is from RefSeq and is a predicted model, not a curated record.